This is a messenger RNA of Poecilia reticulata (guppy), 1465 nucleotides long. It is a transcript of the gene c1qtnf7, whose product is annotated as C1q and TNF related 7. NCBI's taxonomy places the organism in Eukaryota, Metazoa, Chordata, Actinopteri, Cyprinodontiformes, Poeciliidae. The record is from RefSeq and is a predicted model, not a curated record. Gene Ontology annotation, molecular function: protein binding.
GGAGGAGGAGGGAAGGAAGUUGGAUGCACUGUGAGACGCUGUCGGCAGCAGAGCGGCGGAGUCCUGUGUCAAACCUGCCAGAGGAACAUGUUCUGCGAAGGAAAAGGCUGGAACAUGAGCACAUAAAGGGACGGAGACGCUCCAAAGUGGGGGAAUCUUGAUCAGCCGUGAAGACGCACAGCUGUAGAGUGAGGGUCUGUGGAUCAGAUAUUAGCUGUUCCUGAUUACAAAAUCACAUCUGGCCUCAUGCUGCGUUCAGUAAAGACAGAACAGCGCCGGACGAAAGGCUUUCUCCACACUGCCUGCUGCCCCCAUGACAACAACCCCGAGUGAGGGUUCAAACGGAGCUGUUGUUUCAUUCGUCACCUAAUUAUCUAUCUGAAGAUGUGGGCAUUAAUGGGAGCGAUCUAUCUGUGUCACUGCGUCACCGGGCAGCUGCUUGAGUCCAAGCUGAAAGGAGCGCCUCGACUGAUCUGCAGCGUCCCAGGGUCGCCUGGCCCGCCCGGCAAACCGGGUCCCAGCGGGCCGCAGGGAGCCGAUGGGAAUGUCGGAAUUCCAGGAAGAGACGGCAGAGACGGCCGAAAGGGGGAAAAGGGAGAAAAGGGCGAUAUAGGGGUGAAGGGCAGAGUUGGCCUGACGGGGAAAAUUGGAGAGCGAGGUGAACGCGGCCCCGCGGGAAAACGAGGCCCCGCGGGAGACAACGGAGAUGCAGGGCCUCCUGGCCCUGCAGGUCACGAAGGAGAUAAAGGCGAUAAGGGCGAGCAGGGACCCCGUGGAACUGCAGGAACGUGCAAAUGUGGCAGCCUGCUACCCAAAUCUGCCUUCUCGGUGGGAAUCACCAACAGCUACCCCACAGAGAAGACCCCCAUCAAGUUCAACAAGGUCCUCUUCAAUGAAGGCGGACACUACAACCCCCAGACGGGGAAAUUCAUCUGUGCAUACCCAGGCGUCUAUUAUUUCUCCUAUGAUAUUACACUGGCCAACAAACACCUGGCCAUCAGUCUGGUGCAGAACGGUCAGUACCGCAUUAAGACCUUCGACGCCAACACAGGAAACCACGACGUGGCGUCUGGUUCCACCGUCAUGUUCCUGAACCCUGAAGACGAGGUGUGGAUGGAGAUCUUCUACAGUGAUCAGAACGGUUUAUUCACGGACCCCAGCUGGGCUGACAGCCUGUUCUCUGGGUUCCUGCUCUACGCAGACACAAACUACUUUGAUACACUGGCAGCCGACUACGGGUAGAAAACCCGGAGAACAAGGCAGAACCACAAACUGUUUGCUACUGCUAUUAUCACUCAAUCAGAGCACUUUUGGUGUGAACAAACUAUGUAUAUUGUUUUAUUUACAUGUUUGUACUACUAUGGGAUUAGCGAAGUAUUCAUUUAACAUUGCAGAAAUCUGAUGAAGCUUAAGGUGAUUUAUUUGAUUCUGGUGAAAAAUUGAUUUAAAUAAAAAUUCCAAAUAA